AUGUCUGGACGCAGGCUCGGCGGCGGCAGGAUCCUGGGUAGCGGCAAGGGCCUUGGCCCGACCCCUCCGGCUGUGCCUCGAUCAUCCAGUCCGUUUGCCCCGUCCGAGAGCACCGUUUCUAUCGCCUCUUCUUCGAUAUCGCCGCCUGCUAGUGGGAGUUUGGCCGACUUGACUCAGGAUAUUGGCUCUAGCAUCAGCGUGGGAGCACAACCAAAGGGCGGCGCAGCCGGUGCGUCGAGCCUUGUGUGUCCCAUCUGCAGCGAGGAGAUGGUCACGCUGCUCCAGCUCAACCGCCACAUCGACGACACCCACCAAGAACUCCCUACCGAAGAACAAAAUGAGGUCAAGACUUGGUUCGACAAGCAGGUCCUCAAAGCGAAGCGCUUCCAGCCGCUGUCCAUCAUCAACAUGAAGCUGCGCGGCCUCGAAGUUUUCGAAUCCAACGAAUCCAAUCCGAUCACGCCGCCGCUUCCAACAGGAACAAGCUCUUCCAGCAAGCUGCCCAUAGAGACGCCCAUCGACCCAGAAGAAUUCAUAACCAGAAGUCAUUGGCAACGCUCGACGGGGUAUGAUAUGUGUACGGAUCCUACUUGUGGAAAGGGGCUUGGCCCUAUAAACGGAAACGUCAACUGUAGGAAAUGCGGGCGACUCUUUUGCGAGCAGCACACCAUGUAUCAGAUGAAGCUUAGUAGGAGUGCAAGCCAUGAACCCGUUCGAGGUUACUGGGCACGGGUCUGCGAGACAUGCUACAAGUCUAGGGAAGGAUACAACGACCACACCGGGACUUCAGUCGAUCAUACGGACAUGUUCAAGGCUGUCAGGCGGAACAAGGUUGAACGACAUACGUUGGAGGUUUCACGGCUGGAGAAGCGAUUAACCAAACUUACGAGACUACUUGCGAACUCACCCGAGGCACUUGCCAACCCAUCAAACGGCUCACUGCUAGGUCCGGUCCAAUCUUUGACUGGACAAAAGAACCCUCGGAAAUUAAUUGAACAGUCAGUUGUGACAUGGGAGGAAGAUGACAAGGUUCCGGAAUGCCCCUUUUGCCGCCAGGAGUUCGGCUCCUGGACAUUUAGGCGACAUCACUGCCGAAUAUGUGGCCGCGUAGUGUGCGGAGACCCUCAAACUGGCUGCUCAUCAGAAGUUAGUUUAAGCAUCGCUGGACCAACCGGCCCCGGCGCGGAGAAGCCACCCUCUUCUGCCGGCAAUGGCCAUAUGGCCGUGGAUAUCAGAAUGUGCAAGGAAUGUAAUAGCACCAUUUUCUCUAGUCGCGACUUUGCAGCGUCAUUGGCGUAUAGACCUCCGGAUCAGCGAGCCUACGAAACGCUUCGCCAGUUUGAGCGUGGCAUACGGCAACUUCUACCAAGUUUCCAUCGGGCGCUUCAGGCUCUACAGCCAGAGGUCAGAGAGAAUGGGGAAGUCGACCUCAAUAAACCCCCGCCUACGCACGCGCAAAUCCAAGAAGCCAGCAAGAUACGGAAACGCCUAAUAGAUAGCUUCUCCAAGUACGGAUCUGCCGCCAAGAGACUUCGCGACUUGAAUACCGAUAGCCCGACCCAACAGAGAUUACAAGUCGCAGUUUAUGCUUAUGCAAGUUCAUUUUUACACACCAAUAUGUUGCCGCUGAAAAACCUACCUCAAAUGCUGCGCCACAGAUCUACGCCUUCGACAUCCUCAUCACACUCACAUUUCCUCCCUUCGACAAAUCAUUCGACGUCAAGCCUGCGGCAUUCAGAACUUGCCGAAUCCGAGAACGCUUCUCAGGCGCCCAGUGAGACAAGUACGGUGGUCAGCUUGUUGGAGACGGAAGAAAAAGACCUGAAAGAACGCCUCGCCGUGCUCGAAGAGCAAAAAUUUAUGGUUGAGGAAAUGGUCAGAUCGGCCCAUGGCGCGAGGAGAUUCGAAGAAGUCAGUGCGCUGUCUAGGAAUUUGGACGAGCUUACUGGUGAGAUUCAGGGGCUGAGGAAGAAGAUUGGGGAUGUGGAGAAGAAGUGGGAGGUGGCAUAUCGGAAUGGUGCCUAG
Trichoderma harzianum CBS 226.95 is the source of this 2025-nucleotide messenger RNA. RefSeq lists its product as hypothetical. The record is from RefSeq and is a predicted model, not a curated record. NCBI's taxonomy places the organism in Eukaryota, Fungi, Ascomycota, Sordariomycetes, Hypocreales, Hypocreaceae. Gene Ontology annotation, biological process: DNA repair. The coding region runs from base 1 to 2025 and encodes 674 amino acids. Gene Ontology annotation, molecular function: metal ion binding; DNA binding. The transcript has 3 exons.